Messenger RNA from Oncorhynchus tshawytscha (Chinook salmon), 1171 nucleotides. RefSeq names its product C-type lectin domain family 4 member M-like. The record is from RefSeq and is a predicted model, not a curated record. Bases 263 to 1054 code for a protein of 263 amino acids. The transcript is spliced from 6 exons. Lineage: Eukaryota; Metazoa; Chordata; Actinopteri; Salmoniformes; Salmonidae.
CACCAGCUGUGGGCCACAGACAGAGAACAGAGAAGUACAGGAUUUAGACACAUUAGACCAACUACUGAGUCAGUUAGAAAGGUAAUCAUACAGUAGAUAUUACCAUUAGGAGUCAGUUAGAAAGGUAAUCAUACAGUAAGUUAAUACAGUAAGUAAACGUAAGUAAGAAUCAUAAAUAUUACAAUAAGAGGUCAGACAGACUUAAUUAGUUGAUUUAUCGAUUGAUUGGUUUAAUCAUUGAUAUUCGGUACGGUUAGUUAAGAUGGCCGAGUACGUCAACAAACAGGUGAUUGAAUUGAAUGAAGUUACUGAAGAAAACCGGAACAGAUUAACGAAGAGCGUGAAGACUGAGACCCAUCUCUCAGAUGGAAGAACAGGAGUCUACAGGCUGGCUGCUGGGUGUUUAGGAGUGCUGUGUGUUCUACAAGUCACUCUCAACAUCUCCCUGAGGCUGGCUUUCUCCGGUUCUAACGAAGAGAGGAACCAGUUAGAGGCCUGUUACAACACCCUGGCUACAGAAAGGGACAGGUUGAGUGGCAUGGUCAGUGUUCUGACCUAUGAUAAGGUGAUUCUGCAGAAGAGGCUCUCUGGGUGUGGUACUGGAAGAGGGGUGGAAGGGAGAUACAUGGCAGUCCCAACGAUGAGGACUGUGUUAAAGUGUCCUAAAGGAUGGAGGAUGUUGGGAUCCAGCUGCUACUUCCUUUCUACUGAGAUGAAAACCUGGCAGGAGAGCAGACUGGACUGUUUUGAGAGAGGAGCAGACCUGGUGAUCAUAAACAGUGAAGAGGAAAAGAAGUUGUUGUACCAGCUGCAUGGUGAUGCAGAUCUCCUGGUCUGGAUUGGUCUGACUGACUCCGUUAAUGAGGGGACCUGGAAAUGGGUGGACGGCACACCACUGACCACAUCGUACUGGAAGAGUGGUAAGCCGGACUAUGGUGGUACCAACAACAAGGAUUGUGUCGAGGUCAACCAUCGGGACAACGUUUUGGCCAACUGGAACGAUGCACCCUGCAACCGCAUGCUGCACUGGAUCUGUGAGAAAUUACAGAAAUAGCUACAUAUACCUCAAAGUUUAGGGCACUUAGAAAUGUCCUUUUUUAUAGAAAAUAAAAUGUUUUGUCUAUUAAAAUGAAAUCAAAUUGAUCAAUAAUACAGUGUAGACAUUGUUAAU